This is a messenger RNA of Lodderomyces elongisporus, 1548 nucleotides long. RefSeq lists its product as uncharacterized. The record is from RefSeq and is a predicted model, not a curated record. The coding region runs from base 1 to 1548 and encodes 515 amino acids. Lineage: Eukaryota; Fungi; Ascomycota; Pichiomycetes; Serinales; Debaryomycetaceae. The transcript is spliced from 2 exons.
AUGACACUCACUUCUGUUAUUCACGACACUCCACAUUUCCAUUGGAAUUUUUUGCAACCAAUUGCUUCAUUCUCCUCAGCUAUGUCUUCCUCAAGUCAGCAUCAUCAUCCUCAUCACCUUCGCGGACAGACGGAUUCUGCGGAUCUGCAGGUCUUAGGAACUAGGACUAAAGAUGAUUCUAUGAACUCUUCCUCAGGUGUUGGAGCCGAUGUCGAUGUCGAUGCUAGCCAUGACUCCUCGGACCACCAUCCCGAUCAUGCUUCAAUUGAUUAUCAAGGUUUAGCAGCUGAAUCUGCUGCUGCUGCACAGUCGGCAGCUGCACAAUCGGCAGCAGUUGCUGCUCUUGGUAAGAGGCAACAACAACAACAGCAGCAGCAGCAGCAGCAGCAACUUCUUCAUCAUCAACAUCAACAGCAACAGCAACAUCAUCAAGAACAACAACAACAACAACAACACAGUUUGUCGAACCAAGCUGGGACUCUUGCUUCCUCUGCUGUUCCUACAUCUCCUUCUGAUUACGAUACAAUUACUGGAAACACAAUGUCGCAAGCGUUGGCUCAUAUAAACAAUAUCAAGAAUCCGCAUAGGAUGAAAUUGUCAGCCGAGGAUGUUAAGUUGAUUCUUUACCUUAUUGUAGAGGUCAAGCCAUUCAAAUAUGUGGGAAACAGGUCGCUUAGUCAAACCAAGAAAUGGGAGAUUAUCCAAAACAAGUAUUAUGAUUUGAAAUUUAAAGAGCAGAACAAUACAAACUUUAUUGUGCCCACCGUGCGUACAUUACAACGUCAAUUGGUUGCUGCUAUUAGAAAAGCUGAAGCUCGCCGACUUAAGGAAUUGGCAAAUGGUAUCAAUUUGCACCCACACAUCAUCCCCGGUACGCUUGCAGAAAUAGAUGCUGAUGACUAUUACAAUUUUCGUCACAUUACUGUUGAUAGUCCACAAGAAGAGUUUGAAGCUGCAUUGCUUGAAUUACACGAGUUAAGCGACAAGAUUAAGCAAUUGAAGUUGGAGAAUAGCAAUCUUGUGAAAGGAAGCUUCCCGCCUCGUCAACACAAGAAUGCACGAGCUACUGCGUCGUCAUCUGCUGUGUCAGCUGCAUCGGCUGCAUCGGCCGCAUCGGCCGCGGCAGCAGUAAACAAAUUAUUGGAGGAGCAUGGUUCUUCUUCGCAUCUUAUUGACUCCUUCUCCAACUCGUCGCAGUUGGAAGAAGUGCUGGCUGUAUUGGCUGAUCAGAUUGAGAAUUUGCGGGCGGAAAGUGAGAAUAGUGGUGAUGCUAAACUUCAAAAGGCUUGCAAUGUGAUUGAGUCUGUAUUUGCACAUGCGUCUAAUGUGCUUCUGACGAUUAAAAAGGACAAUGAGUUGGUGAAGAACCAAAUCACAAGAAUUAUUGAUGAUCAUUUCGAAAAAGUUGAAAGGAUUAAGGAAGAGUUUUCAGCAAGGCAGAUUGAGUUGGGUAGAGAUGUGAUUGAAUUGUUUAAGAAUGAAUAUGACUCUGGUGUGCCUACCCUGAUAAGUGAGAAACUAGCUUCAAUUAAAGAGAUGCUUGACUAA